CCACCCAGGAGGCGGCGGCGCUGCGGGGAGGAGCCGCCCGCCCCCUUCGGCCGGGCCCGGCGAGGAAUCAUGGCCCAGGGCCGCGGGAGGACGCGGCCAGUGAGCGAGCUGUGGGGGGUGCUGCUGCCGGCGAAGGGCAGGGAGGAGGAGGUAGAGGAGGAGCAGGACGACCCGGACCCGGACCCGGACCCGGACCCCGACUCGCUCUUCUUGGACGCCUCCGAGCUGUGCAGCAGCGGGCGGGUGCUACGGGGUUCCCUGCCUGCGCGCGGAACGGUUAUAAUACAGGAUGAAAGAUCCCAAAAGACGUAUGAAGUGGUUGGAUGUUUUCCAUUGGUUGGCCCUUGGUGGAAAGUUAAUGUUAAAGUUAAAUUGGUGGAAUCAAAGUACUUUGUGCAAGGCUAUCCGUCAUACUUCCUACGAACCGAUAUAAGGGAAAACCAAAAUGCAGUUUUUUCACUCUUUUUUAAAGAGUGUUGUGUUCCUGACAAUUUCACAGAGGAGUUUUUUAAGUGUUUUCCUGAGAGAUCUGACCUGAACUUCAGAAACCUUGAAGAAAAACUUAAUCAGUUUCAAGAGUCAAAAUUAAAUCUUCAGCAAGGGAACAAAUUCAUUGAGACGAAAAAUUUUGAUAUUUUUUAUUAUAUUAUGCAAUCAUUUACAGGAAAGACUAUUUUGGUAGCUUUGAGUUUCCCAGUGAUAAUGGAGUUCCUGCCAAGACUUCUCCCACGUCAUUUUUGCCGUAUUAUAAAUGCGGUGAGCUGGCAUAAAGUGACCAAACAGAACAGCAAAAGUGAUGAAAAAGUUUCUCCUGAAGAUGAGAUAUUACCAAAAUUAGAUGAGAUGUUAAAAAAGGAGCCAUGGAAACUUGGAUUCCGCAGGAUAACCUACAGAGAACUGAAUCUCUCCACUUGUGAAGCAACUUGGGCAGCCUUCUGUCAGUGUGAGCAUCUCCUCUGGAAGAUUCCUGAAUUGCAGAAGAAUGCAUUAAUAAUAUACAAUAAGCUCAAGCAAAGAUGUAGAGAAACAGGGCAUACCUAUGAAGAACAAGACAUUUUGACCUCUUUAGUUUCUAAAGAUAUGCCCAUUGAACAUGCCUGGCAAUCCUUGAAAUUUAUGAAAGAUGAGAAGAUAAUGAUUGUUGAGAAGAAACUGGUAUUUCUUUCUCAUCUUUACAAAUCUGAAAAAGACAUUGCACUUUCUGUAAAUCAUCUAAUGAAAAAUGACCCAUGGCAGUUACAUGUUGAUGUGAGAGAAGUACUUAAUGUUAGAGAUACCAGCAAAUCAAAAGUAAAUGGAGAUAUUAAAAUAAAUAAUAACCAGCCUCCUGAAACAGAGCAAGUGGAGGGCAGUAAUGCCCUGGAUAUACAAAACAAUGACAGUGAUUUUCUUUAUAAUGAACAGGUACAAGACAUAGAAACUACAGGUGAAACAGAAGUGGACCCAGAUCAGAUGAAAGCCGUGAAAAUGAUUUGUUCUAAUCCAGUGACAAUCAUAAGUGGAAAAGGGGGUUGUGGGAAGACUACUGUAGUUAGCUGCCUUUUUCAGUAUUUAAAGCAGGUGGAAAAAGAAGUGCUGAGUGCUUGUAAUGAUUUUGAAAAGGACCUGGAUGCAUCUGCUGAAUGGAAUACCUUUACUCAUUUUUGUCAGGAGAACGUUUGCACAAAAAACCUUUUAAAUGUUUUACUUACUGCACCUACUGGAAGAGCAGCUAGCUUGCUGAAUGAGAAAACGGAGCUUCCCGCUUACACUCUCCAUCAGGUCAUGUACAGUUUUUAUUCAUGGAUGUUAAGAGACGGACAAAAGCCAUGGAAGUUUUCUACUGUGACAGUUCUGGUUGUGGAUGAAGGGAGCUUAGUAUCUGUACAAAUGCUUAGUUCAGUUUUAAAAUUGCUGUGUGACCACGCUCAACUUUCCAAGCUUAUUAUACUUGGUGAUAUCAGACAGUUACCCAGCAUUGACCCUGGCAACAUGCUUGCUGAUAUUUUUGAGGGUCUAAAAUCUAGAGGCUGGUCUGUGGAACUGAGAACUAAUCACAGAGCUGAGUCUCAGCUAAUUGUAGACAAUGCCACAAGAAUCUCUCAGCGAAAAUUCCCAGAGUUUGACUCAGUGCUCAAAGUCUGUGACUGGAGUGAAAAGUUAACAAUGCCAAGUCCCGAGAAGAAAUUUAUUUAUGUUGUUUUGCCUUCUGGAGAUGGUGCUCACUAUUUGCCAACUGCCAUAAAAACUUUACUUGAAAAAGGACCUGGACUGCAAGAUGCCACACAAUCACAGUUCAUCGCUUUCAGAAGGCAAGACUGUGAUCUAAUAAAUGAACUCUGUUGUCAGCACUAUUCAAAACAUUUAACCAGAAACCAUAAAAAUCGACUGGUGUUCCAAUGUGAUGAUAAAAUUUGUUCCACGAGGAAUGCCUAUCUCAAGGACCUUCUUCCAAAAAAUAACACAGCUUGCACAAGGGAAAGUGACUCUCAGAAUCCUAAUCAAUGUGAAUGCAGAGGGUGUUGUAGAAGAAAAGCCUUCAUGAGUGGACAAAAGCCACCUAGUGAUCUUGGGGGCAGUGCUGAGGAUGACAGACGGUUGUGCAAUGGAGAAAUAUUUUUCAUAACAGAUGAUGUAGAAGUCAAUAGGUGUCGUUUAUUGACCAUCAGCAGCACAUAUGGCUCCAGAUUCACUGUGGUGUAUGAGGCACUGAGGAGAGAGUGUCAAAUAAGGCAUGCAUGGGCCAGAACUAUUCACACAUUUCAGGGUUCAGAGGAAAAAACAAUUGUCUAUGUAGUCGGGAAUGCAGGCCCACAGCACUGGCAGCAUGUAUACACAGCUGUAACUCGAGGAUGUUGCCGGGUUUAUAUUGUGGCUGAAGAGACUCAACUCAGGAAAGCAGUUACUACGAAGAGCUUUCCCAGAAAAACUCGCUUACAACAACGUUUAAAAGAGACCUUUUCAGAAAUGAGUGACUCUCCAGAACAAAUAUCAUCUCACCUAAAGGAUUGUUGGCAAAGUCAAGGGCAUGAUACUCAGCCUGGUCCUAUUUCAGUAACUGAGGAUAUUGCCCUCUCUUCUGUACCUGUUGAAGAUGACUUCAUUAAAGCAGAAGAGUCUGCAGUUCUUAAUGAUAUACAAACUAAUAAUGGACAGUGCAGUACUGCUGAACUGGCCAGUGCAGGUAGUGAGACUCCCGUUAAAUCAAAUGGAUGUAAAAGACCAGGCAGUUUCACAGAUAGUUGUGAAAGUCCUUCAAAAGUUACUAUGGUAAAUAACGAAGACUCACCUCUUGGGUCAACUCGCCUUCAGAAUCUGACUUUGAGGAGCCCAACUGCCAAGCAGCUUUUUGGACCUUAACAAUGAAGUACAUUAAUUAAUAUGACACUUAAAUAUGUUACACAACACCAAAUAAGGUCUUGGAACAGAGAAAUAGUGUCUGUGGGAUCGGUCUUAAUUUUUUAAAUAUGUUGCAAGUUUUUUUAGGAGCAUUAUUUUUAAUAUGGACUUUUUAUAUUCAGAAUUUUGCUUGUAUUUAGCAGAAGAUAUGGCCAACUUUUUCUUGAAGGCUAAGAUGUCUGUAUAUUAGCUUUUAUUUGUUUAGCUACAUUAAACUUUGAAUAGAUGCUUUGAGGUCCUAAAGAUCUGUUGUUCAGAAGAAGGGAAUUUCUUGGCUCAUAGUAUUUAAGCCUAUAUAAAUUGUUGAUGCAACACAAAGCAUUAUGGUUUGAUAAUGGCAAUCAGCUCAUACCCAUGUAUUUUGACUAAAGACUUACAAUGCAGAUUUUUCUUCUGUACCCAUAUCCUCUAGGUAACUUCAUGGAAGUUUGGGCAUGACAAAUAAGUACUAACUCGUCUAUUGCUACCAUGCAGGAUAAUGAAGUUGAGUCAAAUCUUGCUCUGAACAGAUUGUAAUGAAAAAUAGAGCUCUAAAAGUGUGGUUAAGUGCCAAAUGUGAAUUCCUUUUAAUAUCCUCGCUAAUUACUUGGCUUGAUACACUGGAAGUUUUCAGAUAGGGAAAAUGUGCAAAUUUAAACUUGUAAUUAAUAUAUACUGAAAUUUGGAUGGGUAAUAUUUGUCUAGCACAGUGGGGUCCUGGAAUAAUACUUCACAUAUUUCAUCAUGGAUUAUUUAUAAUCCCAAUAUUUUCCUAAAGAGGCUUGCAUUUCUUGUCCUACCUACACUUGUGGUAGAAAUACUUAAAAAUUAAAAUAAGGUCGUGAAAUGUGAGAUCUCUGCAAUAGUUUGUAAAUAUGCUAUUUUUCCUGCUGUCCAAUACAUGUAAAUACCAUCUCGUUGUUAAGAAUAUUGUCUUUAAAUCACUGUUUAUUCCAUUUUAUACAGUUUUUUCCAUACAAAUAUUUGCAAGUUUGAGUUCCCAAAAUCCAUACAUAGACGAUAAAUAUCAUGCUAUUAAAGUAUUAAAUUUGUACAAAAAUACUUUACAGUUUAAUACUUAUUUAUUACAAAUAAAAAUACAUAUUUAAGUGACUCAUGAACUUUCUGUUUUUACAUGAUUUUGGGUUAAAUUUCAUAUUGACUGAUCUUUUGGCAGUGCUGAAACAUGAAUGAAACAUUACGCUUGUGUGUGCAGGGCAGGUGAGCUUGUUCAUAUAAAGGAAAACAGCAUGGGGGAUAGUCUUCCUAAACAAUUUAUAUUGACCCAAAACAAAUCUGGUUGUAAGAUAAUUGAUUAGAUAUGAAGACUCUACAAUUAAUACAAAUUCAGUAUCUUUAUAUUCACCAGAUAACAAUAAUUACCAAUGACAACUUGAAUACUGGAACAAAUCAAAGCAGCUGCUGGUGAGCAUUAAAAGCAACUGGCAGUAUUUUAUUGCUUCAAGGGGGGUGGGUAGGAAAGAAUGUGUCAUAUUUGUAAAAUGUAUGUACAAUUCAAAUUUCUAAAAACUUGUAAGGGUAAAUAUGAGAAGGCUGAAAACAAAGCCUUUUUAAACGGACUUCAUAAAUCUAUUAGUAACCCUCAAGAAACUGUUUUAUUAGUAAAUAAAAAUUUAGAUUUGUAUGUCCUUGUAAAAUUCAUUCAAAUGAGAAUGAUUCAUACAUCAGUCCUCCAUUGCUAGUAGUAGUUGAUAUAAUAUAAAAAUUUCCACUUAACUGUUU
Molecule: messenger RNA, 5100 nt
Organism: Chelonoidis abingdonii (Abingdon island giant tortoise)
Lineage: Eukaryota; Metazoa; Chordata; Testudines; Testudinidae
Gene: HELB
Product: DNA helicase B
Biological process (GO): negative regulation of double-strand break repair via homologous recombination
Molecular function (GO): single-stranded DNA helicase activity
Source: RefSeq, a predicted model, not a curated record